Messenger RNA from Condylura cristata (star-nosed mole), 2388 nucleotides. RefSeq names its product gamma-glutamyl carboxylase (gene GGCX). The transcript is spliced from 15 exons. Gene Ontology annotation, molecular function: vitamin binding; gamma-glutamyl carboxylase activity. The coding region runs from base 46 to 2322 and encodes 758 amino acids. Gene Ontology annotation, biological process: peptidyl-glutamic acid carboxylation. Lineage: Eukaryota; Metazoa; Chordata; Mammalia; Eulipotyphla; Talpidae. The record is from RefSeq and is a predicted model, not a curated record.
UCGGCCGGGCAGCUGCUGCAGUGGCGGACCUACCUGUGCAGGGCCAUGGCCCAGCCAGCCCGGUCCGCGCGGGUGUCGCGGGGCUCAGAUAAAGUACGAAAAGACACGGCUGGACAGACCUCAGGACCCAGGCAAGGCAGUCAAAUGGGGAAAGUUUUGGGAUUUGAGUGGACAGAUAUUUCCAGCUGGGGGAAGCUAGUGACCUUGCUGAAUCGACCCACAGAUCCUGCAAGUCUGGCUGUCUUCCGAUUUCUCUUUGGGUUGCUGAUGGUGCUAGACAUUCCCCAGGAGCGGGGGCUCAGCUCCCUGGACCGAAGAUACCUGGAUGGGCUGGAGGUGUGCCGCUUCCCCUUGCUGGAUGCCCUCCAGCCUCUGCCACUUGACUGGAUGUAUCUUGUCUACACCAUCAUGUUUUUGGGGGCAUUGGGCAUGAUGCUGGGCCUGUGCUACCGGAUAAGCUGUGUGUUUUUCCUGCUGCCCUACUGGUAUGUGUUUCUCCUGGACAAGACAUCGUGGAACAACCACUCCUACCUAUAUGGUUUGUUGGCCUUUCAGCUGAUGUUUGUGGAUGCAAACCGCUACUGGUCUGUGGAUGGCCUCCUGAGUGCCCGUAAGCGAAAUGCCCAUGUGCCCCUCUGGAACUACACUGUGCUGCGUGGCCAGAUCUUCAUUGUAUAUUUCAUUGCUGGUGUGAAAAAGCUGGAUGCAGACUGGGUUGAAGGCUAUUCCAUGGAUAACCUGUCCCGGCACUGGCUCUUCAGUCCCUUCAAACUGAUACUGUCCGAGGAGAUGACCAGUCUACUAGUGGUGCACUGGUGUGGGCUGGUGCUGGACCUCUCAGCCGGCUUCCUGCUCUUCUUUGAUGCCUCCCGGCCCAUCGGUCUCCUCUUUGUGUCCUACUUCCACUGCAUGAAUUCCCAGCUUUUCAGCAUUGGUAUGUUCCCUUAUGUCAUGCUGGCCAGCAGCCCUCUCUUCUGCUCCCCCAAGUGGCCUCGGAAGCUGGUAUCCCACAGUCCCAAAAGGCUGCAAGACCUGCUGCCCCUCCAGACUGCCCCUCAGCCCAGUUCUUCCUGCAUUUAUAAGAGGAGCCGGGCCAAAGAGGGCCAGAGGCCGGGGCUGCGCCACCAGCUAGCCACUGCCUUCACCCUGCUCUACCUCCUGGAGCAGCUCUUCCUGCCUUAUUCCCAUUUCCUCACCCAGGGCUAUAACAACUGGACAAAUGGGCUGUACGGCUACUCCUGGGACAUGAUGGUGCACUCCCGCUCCCACCAGCACGUGAAGAUCACCUACCGCGAUGGCCGCACGGGCGAGCUGGGCUACCUUAACCCCGGGGUAUUCACACAGAGCCGGCGAUGGAAGGAUCACGCAGACAUGCUGAAGCAAUAUGCCACUUGCCUGAGCCGCCUGCUGCCCAAGUACAAUGUCACUGAGCCCCAGAUCUACUUUGAUAUUUGGGUCUCCAUCAAUGACCGCUUCCAGCAGAGGAUUUUUGAUCCUCGUGUGGACAUCGUGCGGGCCGCCUGGUCCCCCUUCCAACGCACACCUUGGCUGCAGCCACUGCUGAUGGACCUGUCUCCCUGGAGGGCCAAGUUACAGGAAAUUAAGACCAGUCUGGACAACCACACCGAAGUGGUCUUCAUUGCAGAUUUCCCUGGGCUGCACCUGGAAAAUUUUGUGAGUGAAGAUCUGGGCAACACUAGCAUCCAGCUGCUGCAGGGGGAGGUGACGGUGGAGCUGGUGGCAGAACAGAAGAAUCAGACUCUUCGGGAGGGAGAAAAAAUGCAGUUGCCUGCUGGUGAGUACCAUAAGGUGUAUACAGUGUCAGCUACUCCUUCCUGCUACAUGUACAUCUAUGUCAACACUACAGAGCUUGCACUGGAGCAAGACCUGGCUUAUCUGCAAGAACUAAAGGAAAAAGUCGAGAAUGGAAGUGAAACAGGACCUCUACCUCCAGAACUGCAACCUCUGCUGGAAGGGGAAGUAAAAGGGGGUCCUGAGCUGACACCUCUAGUUCAGACCUUUCUUAAACGCCAGCGAAGACUCCAGGAGAUUGAACGGCGUAGAAAUACCCCUUUCUAUGAGCGACUCUUUCGCUUCUUACUGAGAAAACUCUUUAUCUUUCGCCGCAGUUUCCUCAUGACUUGUAUCUCACUUCGAAAUCUGGUCUUGGGCCGCCCUUCCCUGGAGCAGCUGGCCCAAGAGGUGUCUUAUGCAAACUUGCGACCCUUUGAACCAGUUGGAGAGUCCAGUCCUUCCAAUACAGAUUCUUCAAAUCCUGAUCCUCCUGAGCCAAAUUCAGAGCAUGUUCACUCAGAAUUCUGAGGGGCUCACAAUGUAUGUAGAUGUAGUAUCAAUUACAGGACCAUUACCUCUGUAUAGAAACUGAUU